Molecule: messenger RNA, 2489 nt
Organism: Nezara viridula (southern green stink bug)
Lineage: Eukaryota; Metazoa; Arthropoda; Insecta; Hemiptera; Pentatomidae
Source: the annotation of a GenBank genome assembly
UUAAACCAGGUUUUAAUAUUUUUUUUAUUGAUAAAUAAAACAUAUUUUUACAUUAUAUAUUAAGUAAUUUGAAAUGCAUAUAAAUAUAAAAGAAAUUCAAUAUCACUAUAGGAACAUUUUUUUUUAAACUUUUUUAUUUUUUAUUUUUCAGUCAUUAGAUAUUUAGAAGUAUUAAAAAAAUGUCUAACAAAAUGAUAAUCUUGAAUUUUCCUUCUUUAUAUAUUUAAUUCCAUUAAGGCAUUGACUUAUUAUGUAUAUAUAAAAGUACACUAUUGUUCAAAUUAGAAACGGAUAAUUAUGAUUCUUGGUGAAAACAUUUUACUAGUCGAUACCACUCGACAUUUCCUCCCCUAGUUAUCUGGAAGGCUGAGUCUUAGGCUUAGGCAUUUUUGCCAACAGAGCCUGAAUAUCCUUUUUUUCAUCAUAAGUUUUCCAAAGCUCAAAAAGGCUAACUAUAUAACGUACUAUUUCUUGUAUUUUCUCCAUGUCUACGUUCAGUUCUGCAAACCAUGACUUAAGAUCCUUUUGCAGAACAACACAUGCAAUGUGAAGGGAACCAAUAGCAAUCUGAUAAGGAGGGUAAAGUAAACAAACAUCAGUUCGAAGAGAAUCAUUCACAACCCUCCAUGCUAGAGCUAACAACUGGUCUUCAUUGCCAAUAUCAGCCAAAAGCUGAAGUAAUGGUCUAUAAGGUUGAUAAACAAUCAAACAGCAGUCUAAGUUCUCCAAAAGAUAAAAUUCACAUUCUAGAAUAUGAUUCGUCCGAUAUGGGAAUUCCUGGGUAUAAGCAUAACUGAACUUAUUUUUAACUAAAACAAAAACAUUAAAAAAUUUAAAUCAUUAAAAUGCAAUAUCAUUUAAUGAAACAGAUACACUUAGAAUAUAAUGAAUAAACAUAAUGUCUUUUAUUCCUACGAAUAUAAUGACAAAUGUUUAAUAAAAUGUUUUGAUGAAUUCUUGAAGGAAGUUAGUCGACUGUUCUGCAUAUCAUGGGUGAUAAAUAUUCAGGACAAAAGUCUGUUAAAAAAAAAAAAAUUUAAAAAAGACUGCGUCCUAUAUUUAUUACAGAAUAUUUAUCACCCAUGAUAAAAUAUUUUGCUUCUAAUUUUUGGUAUGAACAUCAAAUACUACUACAACAAGGUCAACAUUUAUUGCUACCACUACUACACUUGUGAUUUGCAAUAAAGAUAAGAUAAAAGAUUAAAAUACUAUCAGUGUUGAUUCAAAUCAAAUUAAGAUGAAGGUAACUUUCACAGACCUCUAAAAUCUAUUUUCCAAUGAAAUUAUUUACAUAAAUUAUGGUUUAAAAAUCAUAAACAGUUCUUAAUAUCUAAAUAUCACACCCAUCAGAAGGAAAAAAUAAUAUGUUUCAGAAAACAUACAAUAAACAUAAAGCUAAAUUAUCUGGCCUUAAAAUCAUGGCUCAUUCGUCUUCAACAUCCUUGUCGUCGGAUAUCAGUCGCAAAAAUCCGCAGGACGAGUAUGAAUUGAUUCAAAGGAUUGGAAGUGGAACCUAUGGAGACGUUUACAAGGCUAAAAGACUUUCUAUCAAUGAUUUAGCUGCCAUCAAGGUUAUUAAACUGGAACCAGGUGAUGAUUUUGCAAUUAUACAGCAAGAAAUAUUAAUGAUGAAAGAUUGUAGACACCAAAACAUUAUUGCUUAUUAUGGGAGCUAUUUAAGGAGGGAUAAGCUGUGGAUAUGUAUGGAAUAUUGUGGUGGAGGUUCAUUACAAGAUAUAUAUCACAUAACUGGCCCAUUAACAGAACUUCAAAUAUCUUACAUGUGUAAGGAAACACUCCAUGGACUUGCUUACCUUCAUGGUAUGGGAAAAAUGCAUAGGGAUAUCAAGGGUGCCAAUAUUCUACUUACUGACAAUGGAGAUGUGAAAUUAGCUGACUUUGGUGUGUCUGCCCAAAUAACAGCUACCAUUAACAAGCGAAAAUCGUUUAUAGGAACACCUUAUUGGAUGGCCCCUGAGGUUGCAGCUGUAGAGAGAAAAGGUGGCUAUAACCAGCUUUGCGAUAUUUGGGCUGUUGGCAUUACUGCUAUCGAAUUAGCAGAACUACAGCCACCUAUGUUCGAUCUUCAUCCUAUGAGAGCAUUGUUUUUAAUGUCAAAGAGUGGUUUCAAACCUCCAACUCUUAAAGAUAAAGAUAAAUGGAGUCAGGUAUUUCACAAUUUCAUUAAGACUGCUUUAACUAAGAAUCCUAAAAAACGGCCUACUGCAGAAAAGCUGUUGCUGCAUCCAUUUUUAUGUAUUGAAAUGAAUAAGAGGAUUGCAUUAGACUUGUUACAGAAAGUUAGCAAUCCAUCUCAUGCCUUUAAUGAGCUAGAAGCUGAUGAAGAGGGGGCAGUACCAAACGUUCCACAUCGAAUUGCUUCAAAAAUGACUGGUAGAAACAAACCUGCAAGGGAUCUGGAGCUAUCUGUUUGCCCUUCAGGUAAUUACUUAUCUAAGUACAAAUUUUUUGAAGUCCAAAUAAUGUAA